This is a messenger RNA of Kogia breviceps (pygmy sperm whale), 2008 nucleotides long. Lineage: Eukaryota; Metazoa; Chordata; Mammalia; Artiodactyla; Physeteridae. The record is from RefSeq and is a predicted model, not a curated record.
CCACAUGAUGAUUCUCCUUAGAGAACCGGAGCAGCCCCAAACCUCCAAUUCCCCCUGCGCCUCCAUUAUUCCCCUGCGGAGGAGAGAUUGGACAGGAAUGGGAGUUUGUUUCCAGUCGGUGAUGAUUGGAGGCUGCUCAUCCAGGCAGGGUACCCGAAGGGGCCUCACAGCAUGUGUGCAGAGGGGGCCCUGGCACAGUCAUUGGGAAGUUCAUAGAGUUCAAGCCUGCCUGGGGUAACCAAGGGCCGGUUUGUUUUUCUGGGGCCAGGUGCCACCCUGGCUCGUUCACCUUAAUUGUGUGGCCAGGUGCUGGCUGAGUGUGCGCCUGUUUCAGCCGCGCUGCUUUUGGACGUGUAGGCUGUGCCUAGAUUGUUUGCUAUUAGGAGCACUGGUGCACAGGGUGAGCAGGGUGAGAUUCUAAGGGGAACUGCUGGGUCCCUGGAACGCGUGUGUAAAAUUACCGCAGAUCUGCCUGCUCCUUCUCCAGGGCCUCCGUCGUAUCAGCCGACAGGUUGAUUGCUAUAAGCAAGUGUCUGUUUUUCUGCCUUCUCUACAACACAUAUCAGAAUGUUUAAUAUUUGCCAAUCUGAUGGGUUAAAUGCUAUCCGGGUGACCUGCACAGGCUCCUGCAAGGUCUCCAGCAAGGCCAAUGACACUGCGUGGGUGGUGGAGGAGGGCUACUUCAACAGCACUCUGUCCCUGGCCGACAAGGGGAGCCUGCCUGCUGGAGAGCACAGCUUCCCCUUCCAGUUCCUGCUUCCUGCCACAGCUCCCACGUCCUUUGAGGGCCCUUUUGGGAAGAUUGUGCACCAGGUACGGGCCACCAUCGACACACCACGUUUUUCCAAGGAUCACCAGUGCAGCCGCGUGUUCUACAUCUUGAGUCCCCUGAACCUGAAUAGCAUCCCAGACAUCGAGCAACCCAAUGUGGCCUCCACCACCAAGAAGUUCUCCUACAAGCUGGUGAAGACAGGCAGCGUAGUCCUCACCGCCAGCACCGACCUCCGAGGCUACGUGGUGGGGCAGGUGCUGCGGCUGCAGGCUGACAUUGAGAACCAGUCAGGCAAGGACACCAGCCCUGUGGUGGCCAGUCUGCUUCAGAAAGUGUCCUACAAGGCCAAGCGCUGGAUUUAUGACGUGCGGACCAUCGCCGAGGUGGAGGGGGCCGGCGUCAAGGCCUGGAGGCGGGCUCAGUGGCAAGAGCAGAUCCUGGUGCCUGCCCUGCCCCAGUCUGCCCUGCCGGGCUGCAGCCUCAUCCACGUGGACUACUACCUGCAGGUGGUCUCCCUGAAGACGCCGGAAGCCAUCGUGACCCUCCCGGUCUUCAUCGGCAACAUCGCUGUGAACCACGUCCCACUGAGCCCCCAGCCAGGCCAAGGCCUGGUGGUGCCCUCAGCGCCACCCCAGGAGGAGGCAGAGGCCGUGGCUGGUGGCCCCCACUUCUUCUCAGACCCUGUCUCCCUCUCCACCAAGAGCCACUCACAGCAGCAGCAGCCGCCUGCAGCCCUCGGCUCUGUGCCUGGCGCCCCUGAACCCCAUCCUCAGGAUGGUAGCCCUGCCCCCCACCCGUUGCCCCCUCCCUUGUGCAUCUCCACAGGUGCCACCGUGCCCUACUUUGCAGAGGGUUCUGGAGGGCCGGUGCCUACGACCAGUACCUUGAUCCUCCCCCCUGAGUAUAGCUCGUGGGGCUACCCCUAUGAGGCCCCGCCAUCCUAUGAGCAGAGCUGUGGCGGUGUGGACCCUGGCCUGACCCCAGGGAGCUGACCCCAUGUCGCCUUCUCCGGACGGGCGGACCUACGCCCUGGGACUAGGCUCCCAGGGCCUCGUGCCUUCGCUCCCGGCCUGGCCCGGCCCACUCAGGACCUGCCACUGCCCGCCGUUCCCUGCGGCCUCUGACUCCGGACCAGCCUCUGCCCCGACCAGCCUCCGCAGCCCCCCUGUAGUCGGCCUCUCCCCGGGGGUUCGGGCCUAGAGAGACUUGGUGUAAAUAAAAAGCUUCAUUUGUAGA